Messenger RNA from Lemur catta (Ring-tailed lemur), 766 nucleotides. It is a transcript of the gene TMEM31, whose product is annotated as transmembrane protein 31. The transcript is spliced from 4 exons. NCBI's taxonomy places the organism in Eukaryota, Metazoa, Chordata, Mammalia, Primates, Lemuridae. The coding region runs from base 142 to 732 and encodes 196 amino acids. The record is from RefSeq and is a predicted model, not a curated record.
GUUCCCGCGAGUGGGGAUGCGCUAGGUCAAAUCUAGGGCCACGCCCCCGGGGCUGUUGCGCAACUCUUAGAGCAGGGGAAAAAAGAAGGCGCAGUGGGGAUUUUAAUGGGCGUGCGAGUGGGGGCGUCAAAGAGUUAAUGAAUGAUCCCAGGCACUGAUGCUGAUGAAGAUGUUUUGUCAGUCAGUAAAGAUAGAAGAGAACUCAGAGGUGAUCACUGUACUGUAGAAGAAAUGCGGUUAACAGACAAGAGUGAGGGAGAACAACAGCUCAAACCCAACAACUCUGAUGCGCCCAAUGAAGAUCAAAGAGAAGAAGUCCAACAGCAAGAAGAGCGUACUCCAGUAGGGCAGCGAACACAAAGAGCAGGCACACAGCCAUCCAGAUGUCAAUUGCCUUCACGUACGACACCUACAACAUCCACCAAUGGAAGAGUCAACCUUCUCGGAGUCCUUCCAUGGCCUAUGCAGUGGAUUUCCAGCCCGUAUCAACUGCCUGAUGUUCUUCAGUUUUAUCCUGAAUUUCUUCUGGUUUUUAAAGAGUCUUUCCACGAUACAUCCCACUGUCUGAAGAUCCAUGUCAAAGAGAUCGUGCUACCUAUCCUCCUCCACCUCUCUGCGCUCUCCUCCUUCUACUUCUACCUGCCUGUCCUUCCCCUACUUCUCUUCCUCUAUUUCUUUACUCGUUUUGUGAUUCUGCUUCUGAUUAUUCUUUUCAUUCUUAUCUUCUCUUAAUUCCUUUCCUUCAAUAAACAGCAAUGAACAUGAA